CCCACCACGCCCGGAGCUGCGGCCUACAACCCUUGCAGCCGUCUUCCAAGCCGCCUACUGUAUUUCUCAUCAACAUCGGAUCCCUCGUGACAUCCUCAUGACUGCUGCUUCUGUGCUGUGCCGUGGAAGCGACCGAGAGUGCAAUUAGCCAAGGGAAAGCAGGCAACUGUGGCCGGACUGGGUCGUUCCGCCACUUCCUUGAUCGCCACCAAGCCCUGGUGCCGUCGCCGACUUGGGCAGCCAUGUUUGACCAGUCGAACGGCCAAGUCUUCAAAGAAUGGACCCUGCCGCGGCAUGCAAUAUCGCCUAGCGUUGACGGCCUCGACUGGUCUCGGCGACGACCGUAUCCUCUCUUCACACCACGAGGCUCCCGGGGGCCGCGGUCGCUCCUCGACACCGCCAUCAACGUCAUCGCCAAUAACAUCGGAGACAUCACCGCAGAGCACCUUGAGGGCAUACCUGACCGCCUGCAGUGGCACAUUUGGCGCUUUCUUGAGGCGAGGGGGGUUUGCCUGCACGCAUGGAAGCUGUUUUGCAAACUCUUGUUGCGGGAAGACGAUGAGAGGACCCUCGGUCUUUACAGAUUCAGACAGCACAUCUGCAGACCAGUAGAGGGCCUUGGCUGCUACACGCAGCCGCUGACAUCUCUCACCACCGACUUCAUCACUCACCUCGUUAUUGCCGGCGGCUGCGAGUUCAGUACCAAUGAGCUGCUCUGCCUCACCAGUAUCAAAAACCUCGGCGUUCUAGAGCUUAUCCAACCUGCCGAUGAAGUCUGCGCUGUCUUCUCACAGGUGAACGACCGACUUAUCCGUGGCUGGACCGAGAUGGACGAUCCAUUCCCGUUGCUACGGAUCCUUCGCAUUUGGGGUGAUCACGGCAUCACACAAAAGUCACUUCGACUCGUGUCCAAGUUCCCUGCCCUCGCCAUGUACGACAUACUGGGGUCAAGGGAAGACUGGCCGAGUCCGGACGAGCAAGCACAUAUGCAAGGCUGGGAUUUGGCCCAGCCAGCGUCUGGGAUGGAAGACGCUCUGCUACGAUACCUCAUGCUGCUCGCGCCAAUCGAGGACACACGCAACGUCAAACUGCGCGAACUAGCCCGCAGUGUCGACUCCGACCUUGUUUCUCUGUGUAGCGACUCGCUCUGCGUGGUCAAGUUCGUGCCCGAUCGGCAAGCGCCCGCCCUUCUCGACUAUCUCACCGACGCAGCCAAAGUUGGUACACCAGUCUGGGACCCGGACGCCGCUUCCAGGGACUCGAGAUCCUGCCAUGAUGUGGCUUUUGAGCCCUGGGCCUUCUGGCUCUAUUCACUCAUCGGACAGCUAGGCCAAGAUAGGGAUCUGAAGGGGCGGGACGUUUGCCCAGAUCUGCAGGCAGUCGUGGGCCCCUUUGUCCUACCGUCCAAGCCCAUGGCUUGCCUGUUUCUCGGGCAUAGUGGACGAGGAGGCAUCGCUUCAAAGCCAUCGUAUGUUAGUCGGGGUCUCUUCUCUACGACACGGCAAACGUUUACGAGGCCAAGCGUGAUAUACGGACCGCGAGAUGCCAAAAUUCACGUCGCGCAAUGCGACCAGACAGACAAAAUGGAGCACGAGCGCUUAGAGCCAAAUUUGCGACGGCAGAAGAGACAAAGACUGGACGACGUCUUGGAGUCACUCUCGACAUAGACAUUGCCUCGGACGUCGACUUCGAACUAUUGCGGUCGAACGUCUCCUCAUAUCCGUUUCGGCUGUUCAAGCAGCUCUAUUACAGCUUCAAUUAUUGUAGGCUCACUGCCUGUAGCUUUGUUGUAUCAAAGCGAGGAGACACCGUCGUCUACCAGCCACAACGGAUGCCAGAAAGCCAGCUCACAAGCCCGACUGCUGCCUUCCUGAAUGCCACCCCUGGGAGCUCUUGUGGAGUCCGAACGGACGGGCAUCUUCUGGAAAGAUUAUUCGGCUCAUCGUGGCCGGGAACGGGGACGGGACGCAUGCCAUGACUCGAUUUAAGUGGCUCUUGAACCGUCGAUGCCCUUUUUUGGGAUAGAAUGGAUCUGGUCAGGGACUUGGUUGUCUGGGGUUUCGGCACAGCGGCUACAGUGGACUGAAAUUGUGAUACCCAACAGAUAGAUUGAAUUGGAGGCAGGGAG
Purpureocillium takamizusanense is the source of this 2128-nucleotide messenger RNA. RefSeq lists its product as uncharacterized. The coding region runs from base 243 to 1667 and encodes 474 amino acids. The transcript has 2 exons. NCBI's taxonomy places the organism in Eukaryota, Fungi, Ascomycota, Sordariomycetes, Hypocreales, Ophiocordycipitaceae. The record is from RefSeq and is a predicted model, not a curated record.